This is a messenger RNA of Pezoporus occidentalis (night parrot), 3623 nucleotides long. RefSeq names its product carbohydrate sulfotransferase 11 (gene CHST11). The record is from RefSeq and is a predicted model, not a curated record. Gene Ontology annotation, biological process: proteoglycan biosynthetic process; carbohydrate biosynthetic process. NCBI's taxonomy places the organism in Eukaryota, Metazoa, Chordata, Aves, Psittaciformes, Psittacidae. Gene Ontology annotation, molecular function: sulfotransferase activity. The coding region runs from base 158 to 1210 and encodes 350 amino acids. Gene Ontology annotation, cellular component: membrane. The transcript is spliced from 3 exons.
AGCGCAGGCAUUAGCGCCCCCCGGUGCGGGGCGCGGGCGGCUGGGCAUCCUCGGGCACGGCGGCGGGUGCUAGGAGCGCGGCGGGCGCGGAGCGGAGCGGCUCUAAGCUCCAGCCCUGCGCGCUCCGCCGCCCCUCUCUGCGCCGCCCGACCACGCCAUGAAGCCUGCGGUGCUGGAAGUAAUGAGGAUGAACCGGGUGUGCAGAAUGGUCCUGGUCACUUCCGUGGGCUCCUUCAUCCUCGUCAUCUUCUAUUUCCAAAGUAUGUUGCACCCAGUAAUGCGUAGAAAUCCAUUUGGGAUGGACAUUUGCUGCCGGAAAGGAUCCAGAAGCCCACUCCAGGAACUGUAUAAUCCCACCCAGUUGUCCAACACAGCAAUUCUUCAUCAGAUUAGACGAGACCAAGUGACAGACACGUGCCGAGCAAACAGUGUGUCUAGCAGGAAGCGCCGCGUGCUGACGCCCAAUGACCUCAAACAUCUGGUCGUGGAUGAGGAUCAUGAAAUGAUCUAUUGCUAUGUUCCCAAAGUGGCCUGCACAAACUGGAAGAGAGUCAUGAUGGUUUUGACGGGAAGAGGCAAGUACAGCGAUCCAAUGGAAAUCCCAGCCAAUGAAGCCCACGUGUCUUCAAACCUGAAGACCCUCAACCAGUACAGCAUCCCAGAGAUCAACCACCGCUUGAAAAACUACAUGAAGUUCCUCUUUGUCCGCGAGCCUUUCGAGAGACUGGUGUCAGCCUACAGGAACAAGUUCACCCAGAAGUACAACACCUCCUUCCACAAGCGGUAUGGCACCAAAAUCGUGAGGCGCCAGAGGAAAAACGCAACCCAGGAAGCUCUGCGUAAAGGCGACGACGUGAAAUUUGAGGAGUUUGUGGCGUAUCUCAUCGACCCUCACACCCAAAGAGAAGAGCCCUUCAAUGAGCACUGGCAGACUGUGUACUCCCUCUGCCACCCUUGCCACAUCCACUACGACCUCAUAGGAAAAUAUGAAACGCUGGAAGAGGAUUCCAAUUACGUCCUCCAGCUGGCAGGAGUAGGCAACUACCUGAAGUUCCCCACCUAUGCAAAGUCUACGAGAACUACUGAUGAAAUGACCACAGAGUUCUUCCAGAACAUCAGCUCCGAGCACCAAACGCAGCUCUAUGAAGUCUACAAACUUGAUUUUUUAAUGUUCAAUUACUCAGUGCCAAGCUACCUGAAGUUGGAAUGAGGGAUGGGUUGGGGGGAGAGAGGGGAGAGAAAGCCUGUUUUAUUUAAGAUUUUUAUUUGUCAUAAUAAAUAUGGAGAAUGGGUUAUUUUGUAAAUUAAUAUUUUCUUUUUGUUUGUUUGUUUUUGAAUGAUGCUGCGAGCAGCACAGUCAAAAUUAUUUAAAUCAAUUGUAAGAAAGGACAGCUCUCUUUGCAGGGUAACAGGAUUGUGACGAUCUAGCUGUAGAAAUGAAUAAUACUGCUACACUGUUUAAAAAACAAGAUGUUAAUUGUGUUCUGGUGAAUUUCAUUGAUCUUGCAUUCCUCCAAUUCUAAUUAAUGUUAUUUAUACUUAUUUAAAACAUGGUCUCUUGGUAGGUGUCACUUCAGCAGCAGAGAUAAGAUAACGUUUGGACAAUAGGAAACUGGUUUUGUGCUUUCCUCAGUUGAGCUUGUCUCUGGGUAAUAAUAUUCUUCCAUUAGCUAUUGAUGCAAGUAAAUACAGAAGUGGUUCUUGAUACUAAACACUUUAAGAAGAGUGGUGAAAAGAAUCUCUUCAGAAAGUGAUAUUGUACUCAGGCAUACUAAAAAAAUUCCUUCUAGCUGUGAAAAGGAAAAGUAAAACAGAUUUUGAUAGAUACACAAUAUCUAAAACCCAUAACUGAAAGAAAUGUGAAUGUAUUCUUUGGGAAGACAAACUAUGAACCUUUUGUAAGUCUGGACUUAAUGAGUUUAUCAAGAAUAUGACCAGUCCUAUUUUCUCUUAAUUUGAAGCCUGCCAGCCCAAAUGAUUACAGAUUUGAAGAAAGAAAAAGAACAGCGUUUUGAAAGUCACUGUAGAGAUUUUUGAAUGCCCAAAGCAAUUGGUAUUGAUUUAAUUCAUGUCCAGGACGGGGCUGUGGGAAGCUUAGUCCUAUGCAAGUCAUGCCCAACUGAUCUUAAGAUGGACAACCAAAAUUGGUUCAGGACAGCCUAUUGGUUCACCAGUUACAAUAUGUUGCUCUAGAGGAUGUGGGCAUGUAAUCUGAAAAGUCAGAAAGUCAUCUUUGUGUUGAUCUCUAAACAUGCAAGGCAAUAAAAAAAGUCUCAUCUUCCUACAUGCUGGUUUCAUGGCUGUUCCAUGGGGGAAGAGGGAGUCUUCUUUUUUUAGUUGAUGCCUAAAUACUAUUGUCAGGGAUGUUUAUAAUUUCCAGUGGGUUAGUAUUUCAUCUAAGUCAGUUCUAGUAUGAGCCCAUAACCUUUUACUUAAGAUGAAUGUCUCAAUAGCAGGGAUUGGGCAGAUUGUACCAGGCAUAGUGUACUGAGCAAUUGUUUUGGGCAAGCAAGUAGUAAUCUAUUCAUGGCAAAUAAAUAAUGAAAAAUGAGAUUUCAGUGUGGAUCCGUCAGCAAGUUGGUAAGCGGAAGUACAGGCUUCUCCAGGUGUUUGAUGCAGGUGAGGUGUACGGCCAAGGCGACCUGCCUGGGGAAUGGUCUGUAGCUGCCCCAAGCUGUGCUAUCCUUGGGUGACAGCGUCUGCAUUCAGCUCAUGGGCAAAAGGAGGCGGAGGCUUCAAUCAAGACACUUGUGGGAAUCUAACAUCAGUUUUAAAGUUGACUGAUGGUUAAAAUGGGGUUUUAAUUUGCCUGCUUGUCAACCUUAUGAUCAAACCCCAGUCCCUUCCAAAAAUUAGUGAAGCUUUAAAUAAACCCAGCUGAAGGCAGAGCUGUUUUAACAGUAUCAGAGCCAGAUCCUGAAAAUGCUGUAUUGUGCAAUAGCCAGUAAUAUCCAGUGAAUUACAUUAGUCUCCAGGACACAUAUCUGGUUAAAGAAGAAAAAUAGGUUCCAUCUUAUUUUAUAAAAAUAAGCCCCUGAAUAAAUCUCAGCGAAGAACAAAUUAACAUAACAAACAGCAGCUGAAGUCCUUUCGUGAUUGGAUUUGGUCUUAGUCAUGAUUCAGGUCCUUUCUUUUCUUUUAUCAUACCCUACAAAUCUCUCAUCCAUUCUGGAACAGCCACAGUUUUCAUAACCCAGGUCCUAUUUAUAACCCGGAGCGCUGACCCAGUGGCUAGUGAAGAGCUGGCUGGCUGUGCCUGACAGCUCUGAACUCCUGAGUGGCUGCUGACGCUGGCAGGCUGGUGUUCUACUUGAAAGCAGUUUUGCCUCAUUUAGAGUACACGGAGCUGUUGCAAGUGCCUAUCACAGUGUGCCCUGGCUUUCUGUUGUUUGUAGUUCAAUAGUUGUUAUGUUUGUUUAGAAAAAAAAACCCUGUCUGAGGGUGGAUCUCCCUCUUCCCCUCCCUCCCAGUAUUUCCUGGAAGCUGUUUGUGUGCUUGUUUGGUCCUGUAUCUGACAGUGUUCAUAUUUUGGUCUGAUUUUCUCUUCACUUUUAGCUGUUAAUCCCUCCAAUAGAAUGUGAUGUGUUUUUUUUCAUUUAAGAAAGAAGUUGAUUCAGAAACUA